GUGUGGAGCGGCAGCUUACAAUGGCAGUCGAUGUCGAUGCCGAUGCCAUAGCAUCUGCUGUGUUGGAUGAGUUUAGGAAACUCCCGGCUAAGCGCAAGCCCGCUGUACGGGACAAUGGGCUCCGGGAAUGGGUGCCCAUGAGCGGCAUCGUCGUCAAAGGGCCGGAUUUUCUGAAAUGUGUGGCAUUGGCAACCGGCAUGAAGUGCCUCCCAGCCUCUAAGCUGGCUCAGGCCAACGGCGUCGCCCUCCACGACUGGCACGCCGAGGUUCUCGCCAUCCGCGCCUUCAACCGUUUCCUGCUGGACGAGUGUCGCCGCCUGGCCCAGGACAGCACCUACGAGUCCGAGUUCCUGCGGCGGCGAACGCGAGAGGAGCUCGCAACUAAUGCAGGCACGCUUACUGGCCCCUGGCACCGCCAGCCCUUCGCCUGGCGUGAGGAGCUCACCCUGCAUAUGUACUGCUCCGAAGCACCCUGCGGCGAUGCUUCCAUGGAACUAGUUAUGUCUUCCCAACCAGACGCCACCCCUUGGACCAUUCCCGCUUCCCUCUCCCCAGCGCCCUCCCCAACACCGCCACCACCACCAAACACCGUCACCACCACCACCACCGAGUCCCUCCUUCCAACCACAACCCCAACCCCAGCUCCAACCCAACCAGCCACCACCACCACCAGCACCCCUCUCCUCCUAGGCCGCGGCUACUUCUCGCGCCUGGGCAUCGUGCGGCGCAAGCCGGCCCGCCCGGACUCGCCGCCGACGCUGUCCAAGUCGUGCAGCGACAAGCUGGCGCUGAAGCAGUGCGCCUCGCUGCUGGGCGCGCUGGCCGCGCUGCUGGUCUCGCCGCGCGGCGCGUACCUGGCCACGCUGGUCCUCCCCGCCGCGCAGUACGACGCGGGCGCGUGCCGGCGGUGUUUUGGAGGUGGCGCGGGGGUUGCUGGGGCUGGGCCUGAUUCUAAUAGUUCUGGGGGUGGGGGUGGACUUGGUGGUGGUGGUGGCGGUAGUGGUGAUACAAAAGCGGCGGCGGGGAGGAUGGCCGCGGUGAGCGGCCGGGUGUGGGAUGGGACGGGGUAUGGGUUCGUGCCGCUGCGGGUGGUCACCACGAAGAAGGAGUUUGAGUUCUCGCGCAGGAGCUUGACCGCGGCCGCGAACGGUGGCGGGGAGAUCAAAUUGGCGGCGAGUAACCUUGCGGUUGCGUGGACGAGGAACGGGGAGGUGGAGGAGGGCCUAAUCGGCGGAGUGCUGCAGGGCAGGAAGGCGUUUGACGUGAAAGGCGCGAGCCUGACGUCGCGGAGGAAGAUGUGGGCGGCUGCGGUGGAGGUUGCGGCGGCAUUGGGGGAUGAGGAGAUCGCAAGGGCACUGGGAAAGGAUACGUAUGACGGCGUGAAGGAGGGGCCACUGCUAGCAUCGAGGAGGAUCGUGAAGCAAGAGGUUCGAGAGGAAGCGCUUAAGGGAUGGCAGAGAAACGUUGGAGAUGGUAACUUCCAUCUCUGAUUAUGUCCCAGCCCCCGCAUCGCAUGCUCGUGCAGCAAUGCAUAUACUUGGCACCCUUGGAGCUAUCACCUCC
This is a messenger RNA of Thermothielavioides terrestris NRRL 8126, 1563 nucleotides long. RefSeq lists its product as uncharacterized. The record is from RefSeq and is a predicted model, not a curated record. Gene Ontology annotation, molecular function: tRNA-specific adenosine-37 deaminase activity; RNA binding. Gene Ontology annotation, biological process: tRNA wobble adenosine to inosine editing. The coding region runs from base 21 to 1490 and encodes 489 amino acids. Lineage: Eukaryota; Fungi; Ascomycota; Sordariomycetes; Sordariales; Chaetomiaceae. The transcript has 4 exons.